Molecule: messenger RNA, 1343 nt
Organism: Strongylocentrotus purpuratus (purple sea urchin)
Lineage: Eukaryota; Metazoa; Echinodermata; Echinoidea; Camarodonta; Strongylocentrotidae
Product: venom protein 302
Exons: 4
Coding region: 177-737 (186 amino acids)
Biological process (GO): regulation of signal transduction; regulation of cell growth
Cellular component (GO): extracellular region
Molecular function (GO): insulin-like growth factor binding
Source: RefSeq, a predicted model, not a curated record
CUCAAUAAUCACAUAUACAUCAGUGUAACGCCAGGUUUUAUCUGUAUCGUAAGGAAAAAAGCUCUAGCUCUGAAUCUACUGGAAACUUUAUCUCGGACGAAGGACUAUAGCAUAUAGUCAAUAGGAAUUUGCUGGAAUCCGUUUUACGAGUCGAUAAAUGAACAUUUCCAAGGACAAUGAUGUCUUCUAAAUGGUUUUGUGUUGUCAUGGCAGCCAUCGCUCUAUUUGGCAGGGGAGACUGUCUGAGUUGUAUCUGUCAUGAGGAUAUAUACCCACUAACACCAGAGGAAUGGAGAGCCCAGAACUGUCCCGUGGAUGUCCAGUGCCCAGCCGGUUCUCAGGUCAUAUGGGAUAUUUGCUACUGCUGCAAGAGCGAGUGCUCCAAGUCGGAAGGCGAUGAGUGUGGUGGUGAGUGGGGCGAGGUCGGUACAUGCGGGGAUGGAUUGGAAUGCUACAUCGAAGAGCCGGAUACUUCCGAGUACAGGCCACCCAUAGGCAACUGCGUCCCGCUGAAGCCCACCGCUGCCACCGCAUCGGGUGGUGCAGACGUAACUGUACCAUCCGGUGACGCAGGUGGCGCUACAACAACAAAGCCGAGGACGAGGAUGGGAUGCGGCAAGAAGCAAAUGGCGCUGAUGGGAGAGGAGGAAAGGAUGAAGUGUGAGGAGGCGAGGAAGAUGCGAAUACAGAAGAGACGGGAGAGAAACGGCAAACGAAUUAAUAAUCCUCGAAUUUAAGUUCAUGCUAUGUUCGAAUAUCGGGCAUAUAGAGAUCUAUUACUGUCUUAAAAAAUAUAAGAUGCAUUGUCGCAAUAAAUUUGCCCCGAUAUAUUUUGAGUCUUUCGAUCUCCAGUUCGUUUAAACCCGUUGCAUAAACUUACUAUUGAUAGUAACUUUGCCAUCAAUGGCAACUACCAUGAUAACAGGGCUCAACGGCCAAUCAAAAUCAAGGUUUACAUGGUAGUUGCAAAUGAUGGCAAAAUUACCACAAAUGGUAAGUUUUAUGCAACGGGGCCUUAGGGCGUUAUCCUGAAAAAGAAUGUUAUUUUUUGUGCCGGUUAGAAUUAGGAUAAGUCAUUGGUUAUAAUGUCGGUGCAAAUCUGCAUAAGCUUGCGUUCAGUUAAAAAGAGACGUCUACGCAAGCACGAAUGAAAAGUGUGUGUUCAGCUCAAUUUGAGUAUCUUGUGUAUUUUGAACAAAUCAGAGUGAAUAUGAAAUGUUCGAAAGCGUUUUCUAUUUCAUUGUGGAUAGAUUAUAUGACGCCCUACAUUUUCCUGUAAUGAGCAUUAUCAAAAUCAAGAUAAUUAUUUUUUGUAUUUUGAAUAAACCUGAGUAUGAAUGAAA